GAAAAAACAAAAUGUAAGAGUUGUUUGGAGCAAGAAGCAAAUGAAAUGAACAGAGAAAGGAAUUGUUCUUCUUUCUCCGUUGGCUUUCAUCUUUCCCCAGAAGUCCCUUGAUCUUUCUCUCUCUCUGAGCUGAAUUAGGGGGUCAAAUUGAAUGAAACACACAGACCCACAUGUUGAUUUUGCGUUCUCUUUUGGUUUUGCUUAAAAGGGUCUCGUUUUUCUGAAUAGCCAGUGAAAAAGUUUGCACCUUUGGCCCCAAAACUUGAAGAGUGGAGGGAGAUUCACCAUAAUUCCUCACAUCCAUGGAAGAAUCAAAUGAGUUGCAUUCAGAAGACAAUAAAGACUCUAUGGAGAAAAACAAGAAAAGAAGGCUCAAAACUCCUGCCCAGGUUAUGGCCUUGGAAAAAUUUUAUGAUGAGUACAAAUAUCCUACAGAGGAAAUGAAAUUAGAACUUGCAGAUGAAUUAGCGUUGACAGAAAAGCAAAUAUCUGGAUGGUUUUGCCACAGAAGGUUAAAAGAUAAAAAAUUGUUGAAAAAUGAAGUACAUGCUAAUGGACGACAAGAUCGUUCAAGUGGUGUCAUCCAUGAUCGUGGCAGUGGGCUAGGGCAGGAUUCAUGUGGAAGCACCAAACACGGUGAUUAUAGGUAUAUGGAUCCCAAAGAGGUUGAGAGUCAUGGCCUCUAUAACCAUGACUUUUCAGCUGCUGAUAUGACCUAUGCACAUAGGAACCAUUAUACAGAAAAUGAUAGUGCAACAGAUAAUACAUCAUCUGAGAGUAGCUCAUCUUUGCAAGAACGGUUGUUUCCUCAAGGCCAGGAUCCAUAUGAUAUGGAGGAUUCUAGAUAUUUAACACCUAACGGAGCUCUUCCACCCCGAAAUCCCAAGGGUGCAAUUAACAUGGGAUAUAAACCAUCUGGAUAUUUGAAAGUGAAGGGAGAGAUAGAAAAUGCUGCUAUAACUGCUGUUAAGAAGCAAUUAGGAAGGCAUUAUCUGGAAGAUGGUCCACUACUUAGUGUCGAUUUUGAUACAAUUCCUCCAGGGGCAUUUGAAUGUCAAAAUGCAGAUCCCGUUGAUGAACCAUACUAUGUUCCAAAUCCUGCUCUUCCAAAUUCUCCAGAAGUCUCUGCUGUGAAAAGGCAAUCCAGUCUUAACUCCAGAUAUGAUCCAUAUUUUACCAAAUUGAAUUCCCAAGAUUCACAUAUGGAAGGAGGUGACUUUGGCUCCUUGCAUGAUUCUGAUUUCCGGGAUAAGCAUGAUAAGAAAGCCGGCCGACAUAUAAAACAAAGACCAACUUUUCACAGUUGUACAAAUCCUUUGCCUGGCAGGAGCUCUUCCCUGGAUUUGUAUGUAGACUCUACUGGGGAAGCAUCUGCUUAUAAUAGCACUAAGAAUCAUAGGAAGGGCACUAAGCUUGGUGUUGAGGGGAUGAGAUCUGAUUCUGCUUCAAACCCUAGUGAUAACUAUGAAGAGAAUAACCUUGUGGUUAAGCAGACAGAUUCAAUGCUACAUGGCUACGAUAACUUCAAUCUGAAGAAUGUGCAAAGGAGUGAAUAUGUAAAAUCUAAGCCUUCAAAUUCAAUACAUAAUUCUCGAAAAUCUGAGGAUAUUGAAGAAAGAGGGCUUUCUAAAAGGAUGGCAAAGGAAGAGAAGUUUAAUGGGGAUAGAAAGGUAAAAAAACUAUAUCAUGAUUCAGAUAGGGUAAUGAUGCUUUCAAAUGAAAUGGUUGCAAAACGAGCUAAAGUUGAUCUACCUCAAGAAUAUGAUGUUAAACAAGCACUCGUUGCUGAGAAGGAACCAAGGAAAAAUCAGAGAUCUGCUGCAGAGAUGCCAUCUAGCUUUAGUGAAGAUGAAACUGCUGAAACUAGUUCCUCACUGGAUUAAGUAUCGUUGACAAAUGGUAAAAAAAUGUGUAGGGUUUUCUCUAAGCCAUUAGGUGUGUACAGUCUUAAAAGACAGAUUUAUAUUGCCCAGUAUCAUGGGAGGCACUGUUUUGUGGCAGCAAGAAAGUCACAUGACUAACUUCAUUCGCUGUUGUGCUUGCCUAUUUACCUUUGUAACAAAAGAAGCCCCCCACCCCCUCUUCUUUCAGAGUUUUGGAUGUAAAAUCUUAUUUUCCUGCAGCUGCUUGUGGUAGGAGAGAUCCAAAUGCUGUUUAUACAUGUCCUUUUUUUAUUUUUUUUCCUUAAUGGUUCAAUUUUAUGACAGUGCCUUUGGCAUCCUGGUUUGGCUCAAUUGGGGUCCUUGCUUGGUAGAGUUAUCCACUUGUUUUUUUAUGCUUUUAGUUUUUUAGAAGAAUAAUUUUGAUUCACAUUGUAUGAGAAG
Molecule: messenger RNA, 2324 nt
Organism: Gastrolobium bilobum
Lineage: Eukaryota; Viridiplantae; Streptophyta; Magnoliopsida; Fabales; Fabaceae
Product: homeobox-DDT domain protein RLT1-like
Exons: 8
Coding region: 303-1883 (526 amino acids)
Molecular function (GO): DNA binding
Source: RefSeq, a predicted model, not a curated record